UUGCCCAAAAUCGAAAAAGAAAUGCACUAAACGGUACCUGACAAUUAAAUGGCUCUUAUCAACCACCAGAACAAGGAAAAAAACCUGCUCCACGAGAAGCUGCAUUGGAGCAUAAAAUCUCCCAUCCCUGAUAGAUUUUGCGAAAUUCUUCCACCAGACGUUCAUUGGCUAUUAAACUGUGAUUAGGAGCAGAAGUGCAAGUGAAUUUUUGCAAGAAGUUUUAAGUUUUUAAGGAUUUUAACAACCAAAGUUCAAUAAAUGAUUCGACCGGUUAUAAUUUUUACAGUGUUAAUCGCGUUGUCUCUUUGUGAUAUAAUACCUUUGGGGUUUCCAAUUCUUACUGAUUCCAAAAAUGUAUGGCACAAGCUUUCGUCCAUUCAAGAGAUAAAAGUGUAUCCCGGUUUAGAAUGUGAUCGGCAGUGUAUGGUAGGUGAACUACCAAGAGUCUGCUACUUCCGAUGGGUCAUGGAAAACUAUGCCGCUAUGGGACCUGCCUGUUUGAACUGCAUUCGCGGCAACCGGAGUGAUUGCUUCCAUCCGCAAUGCGUCACGGCGAACGGAGUCGAACGUGGAAUCGUCACAAUCAACCGACAGAUUCCGGGACCACCGAUCGUUGUCUGCAAGGGGGACACUAUUGUGGUGGAUAUCGUCAACCAAAUGGAAGGUCUCUCGUCAACGAUCCAUUGGCAUGGGUUCCACCAGAUCGAUUCACCCUGGAUGGACGGAGUUCCGAUGGUUACCCAAUGUCCGAUCGUUCCGGGAACUCAAUUCCGGUAUAAUUUCGGAGCCGAUGAUCCUGGAACCCAAUGGUAUCAUUCGCAUUCCGGUUUUCAGAAAGCUAACGGACAUGUUGGGGCGGCUAUAGUGAGGAAUCCAAAGGAUGUCAACAUCGAUCUGUACGAUCAUGAUCUAACGGAACAUGUAAUACUUCUAUCCGACUGGACGGUACAAUCCGUAGAAAAAUGGGUUCCCGGGCAGCAAAGCUCACAAAUGAAAGUUGACUCUAUUCUGAUCAAUGGACAAGGGCGUUUGUAUAAUGUAAGUGGUAGAAUAUGGAUUAUUAUUAAUUUAAUUGUUGACAACUUCGUUUUUCAGAAAAGUUACGAGCCUUAUGAUCAGGUUCCUUUAGCCGUAUUUCGGGUGCAGCCAAAGAAACGUUAUCGAUUCCGGCUGAUCAGUGGAGGAAGUCAGUAUUGCCCUUUCCAACUUCAGAUAGAAAAACAUCGAAUGAAAAUCAUUUCAACAGAUGGUGGAGCAGUAAAGCCACGUACUGUGGAUUCGUUGAUAUCGGUUUCCGGAGAGCGAUAUGAUUUUGUAUUGGAGGCAGAUCAGGAGCCAGGUGACUACUGGGUGAGAGUACGUGGUAUUGCGUUCUGUGAUCUGCAGAAAGUCGAGGGAUUCGCCAUUUUAUCGUAUGCUGCCCCUGAGAGACCCACUGAAGAAUUGAUGUUUCCAUUGAAGGACCCUCCCGAUUACAAUUCACUGUAUCCGCUAGGAGUGGUGUUGAACAAUCAUUACGCUCCUUGUUACAAUCCGGAUGACAAGUUUAUUUGUGCAGCUGAUCUCGACUCUCACGAAGUACAUCGGGAUGAUGAGCUCAUCGACGCUGAGCCAGACAAACGGCUCUUCAUUGGAUUCAAAGUUAUUCGAGCGAACAACACUAUGUUGUUUUCCAGAAUGGGUGUUCAUUAUGUCACCAUCAAUGCGACCCAGAACGCAUUCGGUACAGUGAACAACAUAAGUUUUACCAGUCCAAGUUUCCCGUUGUUGAUUCAACCUGAACUUAUUACAAACGAACAGGAACAGUUCUGUAACGAUACAAACUUGCCGAAGUAUUGCAAAAAAGAUUACUGUUUCUGUACCCACAGACUCAAGGUUGGGCUGAACGAGAUCGUUGAAAUCAACAUCUACGAUACGGCAGCCCGGAGACAGAACUUUUAUCAUCCGUACCAUCUCCAUGGGCAUCGGUUUAUCAUCACCGAUAUGGGUCAAAUUCCAGAAUCGAUGCUGGAGCGUAGGUUGGAAUACCUGAAGCAACGGCGCGUCUACUCUCGGAGACCGAACAGCCACAACCCACCCUACAAGGAUACCAUCUCGAUUCCGAAUCACGGAUUCGUGAGGACCAAAUUUAGGGCGAAUAAUCCCGGAUUCUGGUUAAUACAUUGCCACUUCGAGUGGCACUUGGCAGACGGAAUGGGACUGGUGCUGCAAGUAGGCGAAACCGACCAGAUGCUGAAGGCCCCGGACGAUUUCCCUCGCUGCGCCGAUUUCAAAACCAAAGUGAAGGGUUUGGAUUAAUCGCCCUCUUGGUAUAGGAUUUUGAAAAUAAGUUUAAUUUUCAUUUGUGAUAUACUCGAUCUAAGCAGUUUUCGGCUUAAGGCAUUCGGUGCGGAUAAUAAAGCAGAAAAACGGUUCUAGGAACAAGUGAAUCCCAUUUCCCAAAGUACCAAUAAACUCCGAACGAAUUGCAUCCAUAAACAAUAACCAUAAUUGCAACACCAUGAUUAUGGCAGAUGUGUUCUAUUUACAGUUAAC
Molecule: messenger RNA, 2535 nt
Organism: Uranotaenia lowii
Lineage: Eukaryota; Metazoa; Arthropoda; Insecta; Diptera; Culicidae
Exons: 7
Coding region: 259-2298 (679 amino acids)
Biological process (GO): iron ion transport
Cellular component (GO): plasma membrane
Molecular function (GO): oxidoreductase activity; copper ion binding
Source: RefSeq, a predicted model, not a curated record